Messenger RNA from Amyelois transitella, 846 nucleotides. RefSeq lists its product as uncharacterized. Lineage: Eukaryota; Metazoa; Arthropoda; Insecta; Lepidoptera; Pyralidae. The transcript is spliced from 4 exons. Bases 1 to 846 code for a protein of 281 amino acids. The record is from RefSeq and is a predicted model, not a curated record.
AUGUUAGAUAAUUCAGAUGUCAAUGCGUAUGGAUUUUUGUCCAUUGUGCCGACAGAUAUCACAACAAUGUCCUGGCUCGAAAUAUUUGAGGUUCGGAGGAAGCAGGCAGCAAAGAAGCGGCAUAGACGAUUACGGGAUCAAUGUGAUCCGUUUGAAAUAUACACGGAUGCUCAAUUUGUUAAGGAGUACCGAUUGAACAAAACACUAGCUCGCGAUUUAUGUGAAGAGAUUCGACCUUUCCUUAAAACACCACAAAAAGCUACUGACUUGUCGGUGGAGACAAAGGUUUGUGAUGCUGACAUGCAAAUUAUAAGUGUUGAUGCCAGUCAUGGAGGUGCAACUCAUGACUCUUUCAUUUGGUCUAGUCAUCCUUUAAAGGACUACAUGGAAGAACUAAGUAAUAAUGAAAAUGUAUGGUUUCUUGGUGACUCUGGAUAUCCAUUAAGACGGUACAUGAUGACGCCUGUUUUAAAUGCAGCACCAAAUACACCAGAGGCACAUUAUACAAAUUUGCAUGUGCAUACAAGAAAUAUAAUUGAACGCACAAUUGGUCUUUUAAAAGCACGAUUCCGUUGUUUACUACUACAUAGAAGAUUGCACUAUCAACCAGAGGUAGCUGGUUCUAUUGUCAAUUCAUGUGUUAUAUUACAUAAUAUGUGCAAUGGAGCCAAGCUACCUCCGCAAGAGUUAACUACAGAAGAAAGACAAGAAGAAUCUCGAUUAGUGGCAAUUUAUUCUGCACAUAGUAGUAUUCCAGUGACGGAAGGAGGGCGUGGUAACAUAGCACUCCAGCAGGGUGUGGCCGUGAGGAACGCUCUCAUUCAGCGGCUCUGGGAAAGGCGGUAG